UUCCUGGGGAGCCUAGUGAGAUGAAGGCACUGCAGACCCUUCCCAAAAGAGGCGUCGGCUUUUCAUGGAUCCUUGAGCCCAGGAAGGCGAUGGGUCAGACAUCACGCUUCAUCAGAAGACCCAAGCAAACUCCGGGCUGUCAUUGGGACAGUCCUAGAGGGUGGUGCCAAUGGAUGAAUGGGUGGAUGGACAGUAGUCCAGGGAUGAUGUCCCUGUCUGUCCUGAAAUCGGCCCUUCCUCCAAUGAGAAGCCUUCCUGAGUGAGUAUAUACAGUCAUCCCUUGGUAUGCAUGGAGGAUUAGUUCUAGGGUCCCCGGGAAUGCCAAAAUCCAUGGAUGCUCAAGUCUCUAAUAUAACAUGGCCUGGUAUUUACGUAUAAGCUAUGCACAUCCUCCCGUAGACAUUAGACCAUCUCUAGAUUAUUCAUGAUGUGUAAUACAAUGCAGAUGCCACAUGAAUGGUCAUGAUACUGUAUUCUUUAGGGAAUGAUGAAAAGAACAAAGUCUGCACAUGUUCCAUAGAAACAUAACCAUCCAAUUUAUUUUCUGAAUAUUUUCCAUCUGCUGUUGCUGAAUCCACAGAUGCAGAGCUCCUGGAUACGAGAGCCAAGUGUGCUUUGAGAGUAGGGUGGGUGAGGUUGCUAAUGAGUACAGGGGAGCAGGUGUUGAUUGGGAGGACCCUGCACUGGGGCAUCUGGACGUCCUUCCUCAGGACUUGAGACUCCAGUUGGAUGGCAAAGGCAGACUCAGCACAGGUCAAAGCUGUCCCCUUGAAGUUUCAUUUUAUCCCAAGCUCUUUCUGGACCCUGGAAUUUGGCAUCCCCUAGACCCUGCGUGGAAAGACAGCUGAGCCAGGAUUUAGAUAACAUGUCUAGAACAGUGAGCCCCUAGUGUGUGCCCGGCACCUUCCCCACAGGAUCCUCUAGCUAGAAUAUCCAAGGGUCAUGGGGAGAAAUACCCAGUUAAAAUAUCAGAAAUGAAGAAGUGAUACCAUUAGAGACACUAAAAAGAUCAUUAGGUAAUAGUAUUAGCUUUUGUAUUCUGAGAUCCAACAGCAGCAGUCACUUCCCUCCACCCCUAUGUGUAUCCCAGGACCACCCUGGACAGGGAGGGCUGAAGUUAGGGAACACCCAUGGAUGAUCUGGUGCUGGCCCUGGGCCUCGGGGGUGACAGUGAUGAGGAACUGGGUGCACACGAGUGGGGCCGCCGGGCCUGGCCAGAGAAUCAACACACACGUGUACAGACGUGUUUACCCACAUACACAUGUGCACGCACGUGCACAAACACAUCGCAGGCAGGCAUGUUGAUGCCUCAGGCAUCGGAGGACCCUGACUAUGGGCCCUGCUGACCCGGGCAAGGCCCCAUUGUGAUGCGUGCCAUGACCUCAGAAUGUCACUGGUGCUUAGCACCUAUCCGCUCUCUGGCCUGCCUCAGUGUUCUACAGCAGUUACACACAGGCGGUGGUAUCUGUGAGCAGCUCUGUGGACUCAAAGGUUUUCUCCCUGAGAGGCAUAACCCAGGCCAGCUGAUUCAUCAGAAUCAGGUGAGUGUGACCUGCUCUCUUCCCUCCAGGUUGACUUGGGGACAGUGGCUACGGUGGGGGCGGUGUUGGCGUCUGUGGGGCAGCCACCGAGGAGGGUCAUCCCUGAGCACUCACCAGGUGCCCGUUCUACACUGCCCGUGUAGACGAUUGGCUCUUUCGUCCUCAUGGUGGCUUCAUAGAGUGGGUGCUGUUCCCAAAUGUACCCAUUCGACAGAUGAGACAUCUGGGGUCAGAGAGGCAGUAACCGGCCUGGGAAUCCAGACGUGACCCUGAGUUUUGCUCUCAGCCCUGCCGUGUGCUGUGCUGGAAUUCAGGCCUGAACCCUGUGACCUCCCUGCCCUAGAUCCCAAAUCUGCCCAGGUUUCCGAUCCCGAUGGGGCAGAGCCUGGUCCUGGCAGAGCCACUGGUAUAGAUCCACUGUGGGUGGGGUGAACAGGACGGUCCUCAGAACACCUCUGUGCCCUAAGCUGGGUCCUGAUGAUCGCUGUGGGCCCCAGUGAACACACAUGGUCCCUUGUCCGGGGGAGCCUGCUGCCCUUGGGCAGCUGUGGAAAAUGAAGAAGCCCUGGAGGGCUGGCUGAGGGGAGACUAUCUUCCCUUCUGUUCAAAGGGGUCCAGGAACUAGGGUUCUCCCCAGGUAUUUCUUGCUCUGUGUGGUCCUCUCGAGGCCUCGCCCUCCUUUUGUCCCGAGUAUUCCCAGGAGGGACGGUCCAUCCAGGUGUUCUCCAGGACCAAGGACCCACUGUUCUUCCUCAGUGACCCAGGAAAAUGAAGCCUCCUCCUCUAGGGACAGCUCAGAAUGGUGGACUCCACAGUCCCUCUGCGAGAGACGUGGUUUCCAUAAGUACAAUAGAUCUUUUUCAUCCCCAAACCGAACACCCUCCUGCUCAAAAGGCGUUAUUCCUAAAGUGGAUUCACUGUUCAGACUGAAGGGCCAUGGUAGCCAAAGUGAUGAGCGGAGUAGAACCGAGCAGUCAGGAGAGAUCUUGUUCCCUGUAGGAAACGGGGCAUCUCUGUGGCCCUGAGCAUCCCCGGAGGCCGAGUGUACAGAGACCUCUGGUCGCUGAGCCCAGUCUGCCUCCACAUCCCUGGUAUAGCCCAUCAUGGGCCCUUCACCCUUAGCAGGUGGAAACCAUUCAACCUGCUGGGGCAGGUGUGCCCCCAUUUCAUGGCAUUUGGGGACAACAGGAUUCUCUGUCUGGGUCCCACUGUACUCAAGUCCUUGGGAAGAUGCCCACCCCUGCUUGGGACUUGAGACUCCAGAGACUUGAGCAGCUGUGGGCCACUGGGUCUGGCCCCUUUUUAGCUGGGGGCCGCGGUGGAAUGGGGUUUACGCAGCCAGCCAGCAUCUGGGAGCCCAGCGGGAGCAGUUCAGGUGUUCUCCGAAGCUGUCAGGUACAGUGUAACCUUUAGACAAUUUUGUCUCACAGGAUGGACACGGUAGAGGACGCGGACAGUUGGUGGGCACAAGAGCGAGAGGACAUCAUUAUGAAAUAUGAAAAGGGACACCGAGCUGGGCUGCCAGAGGACAAGGGGCCUGUGCCUGUUGGAAUCUACGGCAACAUUGAUCACUUUGGAAUUCUGCAUGAGACGGAGCUGCCUCCUCUGGCUGCACAGGAGGUGAAGAAUCGGCGGGAGAUGAGACGGACGAGCAAGUGGAGGAAAAUGCUGGGAGAAUGGGAGACGUAUAAGCACAGUACAAAAGUAAUGUGUGGGGAGAGAGGCCCCCGAAAGCACUCUCUGCAGAGACAGGGGACAGGCACCCAUGGCUGUGGCCUGGCACCGUCAGCCUCUCAGAGGCUCAUAGAUCGAGUGUACAAGGGAAUUCCCAUGAACAUCCGGGGCCCGGUGUGGUCAGUCCUCCUGAACAUUCAGGAAAUCAAGUUGAAAAACCCGAGAAAAUACAAGAUCAUGAAAGAGAAGGGCAAGAGGUCAUCUGAACACAUCCACCAGAUCGACCUGGACAUAAGCGGGACCUUAAGGAAGCAUAUCUUCUUCAGGGAUCGAUAUGGAGCCAAGCAGCGGGAACUAUUCUACAUCCUCCUGGCAUAUUCGCAGUAUAACCCGGAGGUGGGCUACUGCAGGGACCUCAGCCACAUCGCUGCAUUGUUCCUCCUUUACCUGCCUGAGGAGGAUGCAUUCUGGGCACUGGUGCAGCUGCUGGCCAAUGAGAGGCACUCUCUGCAAGGAUUUCACAGCCCAAAUGGUGGGACAGUCCAGGGGCUCCAAGACCAACAGGAGCAUGUGGUACCCACAUCACAACCCAAGACCAUGUGGCAUCAGGACAAGGAAGGUCUACGUGGGCAGUGUUCCUCAUUAGGCUGCCUUAUCCGGACCCUGAUUGAUGGGAUCUCUCUCGGGCUCACCCUGCGCCUGUGGGAUGUCUAUUUGCUGGAAGGAGAACAGGUGUUGAUGCCGAUGACAAGCAUUGCCUUUAAGGUUCAGCAGAAGCGCCUCAUGAAGACGUCCAGGUGUGGCCUGUGGGCACGUUUUCGGAACCAGUUCAUUUACCCCUGGGCCAGGGAUGAUGACACCGUGCUCAAGCAUCUUAGGGCCUCUAUGAAGAAACUAACAAGAAAGCAGGUGGACCUGCCACCCCCAGCCAAACCCGAGCAAGGGUCCUCGGCAUCCAGGCCUGUGCCGGCUUCACGUGGUGGGAAGACCCUCUGCAAGGGGGACAGGCAGGCCCCUCCAGGCCCACCAGCCCGGUUCCAGCGGCCCAUUUGGUCAGCUUCCCCGCCAUGGGCACCUCGUUCUUCCACACCCUGUCCUGGUGGGGCUGUCCGGGAAGCCACCUACCCUGUGGGCACUCAGGGUGUGCCCAGCCUGGCCCUGGCUCAGGGAGGACCUCAGGGUUCCUGGAGAUUCCUGCAGUGGAACUCUAUGCCCCGCCUCCCAACGGACCUGGAUGUAGGGGGCCCUUGGUUCCCCCAUUAUGAUUUCGAACAGAGCUGCUGGGUCCGUGCCAUAUCCCAAGAGGACCAGCUGGCCACCUGCUGGCAGGCUGAACACCCUUCAGGGUUGAGAUUGGCUUUCACUGCACUGAGCCACAACGUGGGCAUGGACUUCCCGGCCCUGCAGUGCACCCAGCACUGAAUCCGACGAGGGCACCCCCUUCAGAGCUAGGGACGAACAGCAGUGCGCUCCCACCUCAGGGCCUUGCCUCUGCUGCCUCCACUUGGAAAGUUCUCAGUUCCCUCCAGGCUUCUAGAAGCAUCUGGGCCAGGGCUCGUGGCUGGAUAAUUUCCCAAGGCUUAACAACCCAAGCAAGCUUCCCAUCCUCGUUUUAUUUUUUGUUAAACUUAUGAAAAUUUAUUAAGAAAGUGUGCAGCUCGAGAGACAUUCAGAAAUGGAACACACCAGCCCCAAGAUCACAAAGCCAACCAUGCCUAGCCCCUCCCAGCACCCCCAGCCCCACGACCAGCUUUCUGAAUUCUGAUGACACCAUGAGCCUGCCUUUGUACUUUAAACUCAUGGAAGGAUAACCACCUUCACGUUUUAAAAUAAAUGUUUCCUGUUGAAUGAUUUUA
Messenger RNA from Pongo pygmaeus (Bornean orangutan), 5071 nucleotides. Its product is annotated as TBC1 domain family member 3G-like. Gene Ontology annotation, molecular function: GTPase activator activity; small GTPase binding. Bases 2973 to 4637 code for a protein of 554 amino acids. The transcript has 14 exons. Lineage: Eukaryota; Metazoa; Chordata; Mammalia; Primates; Hominidae. The record is from RefSeq and is a predicted model, not a curated record. Gene Ontology annotation, biological process: regulation of GTPase activity.